Messenger RNA from Gossypium arboreum, 2863 nucleotides. RefSeq names its product UPF0481 protein At3g47200-like. The transcript is spliced from 3 exons. Lineage: Eukaryota; Viridiplantae; Streptophyta; Magnoliopsida; Malvales; Malvaceae. The record is from RefSeq and is a predicted model, not a curated record. The coding region runs from base 1163 to 1888 and encodes 241 amino acids.
GCGGUUCGUGUGGAUCUCACAAGAUAUCGUCGCAAAAUGUAAAUCCCCAACCAUAGUGGGCUUGGAGUCGUGAGGGAAUUUGAGUGGCCACCCGUUCUGAAAGUUUGAUUUUCUUCUGGUGAACUGGACAUCCUUUUAUUUACGUUUGAAGUUUUGGGUUUUCAAAUGUAAUAAGGCCGCUUAAUUAUUUUUGAUGGUUUUAAUAUGUAUUACUAAGAUAGGUAUUACUUAUUUUAACUGUCGAAAUUGGAUAGCUUUAGGGCGCGUUUUCAAAAACAACAAUUGAUUUCAAAAUAACACGACAACAAGCAAAGCUUCCGCAAUGAAAGUAUUUUCCAAAAUUAAUCACUUUUCCUAAAAAUGACUUAAUCAAAUCGGUUUCCUAGAAAUAUCCAUGACGUUAAGGUGUGGCAAUGGUGGUAUGCAUGUCUAGGAUUGGAUCUGAAGGGAGCUUGGUACUUAAGCAGUCCGAUGGACUCACCACCUCUUUUCCGGUUUCCUACCUGGUGCACAGCUUCCAUUCACUUUAACCCUUAAUGAAUUAAUCUUUUAAACAUCAAAGUACGAUUUUCUGGACUUAGAAUGGAAUUUUUUUUUAACGUUUUUGAUGUGGCAUGCCGGAUCCGGCUAUAACUUCUGGGCCGGGUUUGGGGUGCUACAUGUUAUGUUUAAAAUUUUAAUAUUUUAGUCACUAUUUUCGUUAAAAAACAUUAAUUUAAAUUGAUAGUUAAAUUCCACUCUUCCAAAAGAUAGAAAAUUAAAUUGAAAAAAAUGAAAAUUAAAUUGACUAUAAAGGAUAAAUUUGAAUUACACCAAAAGUAUUUUCCAUAUUUUAUUAUGUGCGGGUAAGCAGAAUAAUUUUUAGAGUGGGCCAAAGGAAAUUUUAUUUUUUGUAAUCUAUAUCUUUAUAAUUUUAAAGAAUUAAAUUGAAUUUUUAUAAUUUUAUAGGGCCAAAGUAUAUUUUUACUAAUUUAAAAUUAUAAAAAUUUAAAAUCCUAAAUAACAAUUUUACAUUUCCCUAAAUUCUCCUCUGUAUUUAAGUUAUAAAAAGCAUUUGCCAUAAUCGUAGCCAUUUUGCCACCUUUUAUCCAACAUCACUCAAUCAGCCAAAACCAGUUUUCAAAAUCACCUUGUUAAUUACUUCGAGCCGGUCAGCCUGAAAAUGUCGUCCACGGAGGAAGGAGCCGGCGCCGUCGGAGCAGUUUCCACUGAUCAAACAAUCAUCGACAACAACGAUUCCACAAGCAUUGAUAUGGACGAACCUCUCAGCGGUGACGAAGUAGCGAAUCUCCAGUCAUUAGACAAAAGUUUCUACGGCGGCCAACCCAACUUCAAUGCCAAACCAUUGAUACGAAAAGUCCCAUCAACCCUUUGCCGUAACGAAGAUUUCAAGAAGUAUUUCAUGCCGAAAGUGAUCUCAAUCGGCCCACUCCACCACUGUGAUCGCACCCUCCCUGCAUCCAAGAAGCUCAAGCUCAAAUUAGCAACACAUUUCGUCGAAAAAAUUGGCGUCGAUAAGGAGUCCUUGUACAGAAACAUUAAGAAAGAGAUGGAUGGCUUGAAGGGAUGCUAUGAUCCACAGGAAUUAAAGGAGUAUAGCGGCGAUAACAAGGAACUGGCUUGGAUGUUCUUCGUUGACGGCUGCGCAAUUUUACAAGCAGUUUACAUGCGUUACGGUAAUGAUGAUGAUGAUGGUAAAUUGUUUAUUAAAAACGAUUUGCUGACAUUUGUGUACUCGGAUCUGUUCUUGUUGGAAAACCAAUUACCUUUUCGUGUUCUUGAAUUGCUUACAAGCUCGGGUAAUGGCAAAAUGUUCAUGAAUGCAAUCCCAAGGUUCAUCGACGGUACUGUUAUCAACCCAGGCGAAGACAGAAUUUAUUGUCGUUAAUGGUGGUGGGAGCAGCAAGAAGGAGAGCGAAUUCACUUAUUGAAUCUACUACGAGUAAGACUCCGUUUCAAAAAAGAAAAACCAUGGUGGUGGCCUUCGUGGUUAUUCACUGAAGACGGAUUUACCAACGAAGCAAAAACAAAACGGCACCAUUCACACACCAUUAGUAACGUAAAAGAGCUUAAAGAGACCGUAAUAACCAGCAAAACAGGUUGUUUACCCGGUAUCAGUUUCAACCAUACCUUCUUCGGAAACAAGUUGUGUAGCAACGAAGCAAGAACAAAACGGCACCACACCAUUGGUAACGUAAAAGAGCUUAAAAAGGCCGGGAUACGGCUAAAAGCCAGCGAAACAAGUUGUUUAACCGACAUCAGUUUCAACAGUAUCUUCGUCUUCGGAAAAUUACGGUUACCGCCGAUCAACGUUAAUGAUUCAACCAUGAACUUAAUAGCUUACGAAAUGUGUCCGGAUUUCGACAACGAUUUCACCGUCACUUCUUAUAUGUGUUUCCUUGAUUUAUUGAUCGAUGAAGCCGAAGAUGUUAAAGACCUGAGAGACGCCGGUAUACUAUACAAUAGAUUGGGGAGUGAUGAAGAAGUGGCUAAGCUUUUCAAUAAGAUGAACACUGAUUUGGUUCCUAGUCCGAAGAAUUACAGUGGGGUUAAACGGAAAAUACAUAAUCAUUGUAAGAAUAUGUGGAUUAAUCAUGCAGUUCAAGGUUAUCAUACUUAUUUUACGAGUCCUUGGACGUUUUUGGCAUUUGUGGGUGCCAUUGCUGCACUUUCUCUUAGUACUUUGCAGACUUAUUUUGCCAUGCAUCAACUAAAGUAGGGUUCCUUUACUAGUCUUUUUGUAAACUAUUGUUAUUUAUGAUAAUGUUGUAACUCCUGGAUUUUCGAUUAAUUUUUGGUGUUUAUUGAGAAUAUUUUUUUUGAAAAUAAUAUUGAAGAGACUUAAUCAAAAUUUUUGAGAAAA